CUGCCGUGCCGGUAAGGAAGGCGGACCAAUACAACAGGGACCCCCGAGGAGCGGUAUGUGGGGGCUGUGGGUGAUGUGGACAGCUCCACAUGUCCCCAGCAUGAUAAUGCAUGCCACCUGCCGUGCCGGUAAGGAAGGCGGACCAAUACAACAGGGACCCCCGAGGAGCGGUAUGUGGGGGCUAUGGGUGAUGUGGACAGCUCAAUAUGUCGCGCAGCUGAGACGCUGUGACAUUGUCGGCCAUCCCAGUGCCACAUGUCGGCUCUGCCUUAUGAUGUAUGGACGGCCACAUUACCGCGUACAGCACGUCCACACCGCGGCCGAUCACCGGACAGAUUGCCGGUAUCCAGGAAGUGACGUCACCCGCGUCCCUGGAGCAACAAGAUGGCGUCCAAAGGGAGAAGACGUGGAGUCCUUUCUUCCACCCCUCUAGAAGUUCUCUUGUUCCUCAAUGGCUGGUACUGUGCCUCUUACUUCCUCAUUGAAGCUCUCAUAUUUAUAUAUAAAGGUUUGAUUUUACCCUACCCAACGUCCAACCUGGUACUGGAGGUGGUGAUGCUUUUCCUAUAUCUUGGCAUUGAAGUCACCCGCCUGUAUCUUGGAUGUCAGGGUAACCAGUGUGAGCGAAAGCUGCCCCUAGUGGUCAGUGUUGGUCUCACCAUUCCAACUGGGUUGCUUGCAUUAUACUUCCUAUUCCUUCAGACUUAUGCGUUGAGGCUGGAGACCGUACUGAGCUGUAUCUUACUGUUCUUCUAUGGUUUAGAGGCCAUUCUGAGUUGUGCUGCUCUCAUCACAUUCUGCAGAGAACCAAGUUACUGAGGGUCCUAUCCCCAUUCCAGGAUGACUCUUCUGGAUUCCUGAAUGUCCCAUCUGUUUGCUGUGCAAAUCGCAGGAGCUGUGAGCUUCUAUCCAGGCUCCUAUUCAGUGCAGUAAAGUGACUCCUGACUGCUGGAAAAGACUUGGUAGCAUCACUGAAUAGCAGCCUUGGUUCAUGUGUAUUAGGGGGAUGGGGUUGUUGUGUGUGGGUGUGUGUUAGUGUUUUAUUCAAUUUUGUGACUCCACAAAAUAAAAUAAAAAGUAGU
Molecule: messenger RNA, 1082 nt
Organism: Hyla sarda
Lineage: Eukaryota; Metazoa; Chordata; Amphibia; Anura; Hylidae
Gene: TMEM216
Product: transmembrane protein 216
Exons: 6
Coding region: 385-819 (144 amino acids)
Biological process (GO): non-motile cilium assembly
Cellular component (GO): ciliary transition zone
Source: RefSeq, a predicted model, not a curated record